Molecule: messenger RNA, 1270 nt
Organism: Eurytemora carolleeae
Lineage: Eukaryota; Metazoa; Arthropoda; Copepoda; Calanoida; Temoridae
Product: pyrroline-5-carboxylate reductase
Exons: 12
Coding region: 212-1024 (270 amino acids)
Biological process (GO): L-proline biosynthetic process
Molecular function (GO): pyrroline-5-carboxylate reductase activity
Source: RefSeq, a predicted model, not a curated record
UAACAAAACCUGAAAAUCUGGUACACAACUAAAGUCGGUGAUCUGAGAUAUCUCUUUGUAUUGAAUGUGUUGAAUAUUUGUAAAUACUCCAAGUGAAUUGUGUACUAUCCAACCACUAUCAUUGGUACAGAGUACAUUGAGUAACACUCGAGACACGGGUGAUCUCAACGUUAUACUGAAAACAAUUCUUCAGUAAUAUACAAUAAAGGUAAUGGGGGGUCUAAGCAAGGUCGGUGUGAUAGGAGCUGGUAAGAUGGCCGGAGCUCUUCUAAAAGGAUGGAUUGGAUCCGGAGUAAUCAAAUCUAACCAGGUAUUAGCUAGCGUACCAAAACAGGAUGAAGCACUGCUUGAACCCUUUAAGCAGAUGGGCUGCAACACAACAUUUGAUAAUAAGGAUGUUGGAGAAUGGUCUGAUACUAUCCUAUUGGGAGUUAAACCUGGAAUUGUGGAAAUAGUAGCACAAGAUCUUAUAGGAAACUCGAAAGGUGAUCAGUUAUUGGUAAGUAUUGCUGCUGGACUCAAUACACAAACCCUUCAACAAUGGUUCGGACCAAAAUUCAGAGUUAUUCGAGUUAUGCCAAAUACCGCAGUUGAGGUUGGAUGUGGGGCUUCAGUUUAUGCCACUGGUUCAGGGGCAACCUCAGAGGAUUGUAAAAAUGUGGAAACUUUAUUCUAUAAAGUUGGAAAAUGUUGGAGGGUAAAAGAACAGGAUAUUGAUGCUAUUACUGGAAUAUCAGGAAGUGGACCAGCGUAUAUGUAUUUAAUAUUAGAAGCAUUGACUGAGGAAGGGGUUCGGCAGGGUCUAGGCCCUGACCUGGCUCGGAACCUGGCUGCCCAGACAAUGCAAGGAGCCGGUAUGAUGGCUAGCAUCAGACAUCCCUCUAUACUGAGGGGGGAGGUGACCAGCCCAGGGGGUAGCACUGCAGAGGGGGUCAGGGCACUAGAGAAGGGAGGAAUAAGAUAUAUUAUUAUGGAAGCAGUCGCGGCAACUGCGCGAAGAUGCCGACAGAUCGGAUCUUUAUAGUUUAGAAGAACAGGAUCGUUCCAGGAAGUCAGUGCUUUAUAAAUCCGCAAAAAAAGAUUGUAGCGAGUUAGCUUACCAUUAAAAAUUAUCUAAAAUUAUCCCCCUCCCACUCUAAGCAAAAAAAUUUUCUAAAGAGUACAACGAAAAUUUAAGGUCCUGUUGACAAGAUUUCAUAAAAUUUAUAAACCAUGUACCAGUACUCAUGAAAUUUUAACAUUAUUUUUGAAAUAUAUAAUUAAAAGAUUA